UCUUUCAUCUCCCAGCAUGCACAGCGCUGGUUCACUUUGGUUUUGGGGGGCGGGGCUCCAGACUUCCUCUUCAGAGCCCGGGCCAAUCAGCGUGCCAGGACUCCAGGAUUCCUCAACGCUCCAUGGCGGCGCAUUUCCCGUCAUCCUUUUCACGGCGCUGCUGUUUAAAAUCGGCGAAUGCUAACAAUGGAGGACGGUGCCUUUCAGGUGCCUCCGGGAUUCGAGCUGUUCCUGAAAGAGGGCCGUGUCGCCACCUUCUCCCAAUGGCCCUUCGUCUCAGACUGCUCCUGCACGCCGGACCGGAUGGCAGAGGCUGGAUUCAUUCACUGUCCAGCUGAGAAUGCACCUGAUGUGGCUGAGUGUUUUGUAUGCUUUAAGGAGCUGGAAGGCUGGGAGCCUGAUGAUGACCCAAUGAAAGAACACCAGAAGCACUCCCCCAACUGUGCAUUUCUUACUUUCCAAAAAGAUGUGGCUGACUUAACAGUGCAAGAGUUUUUGAGACUUUGUAAAGAAAGAAUGAUCAAUAUGGUUAAAAAGCAAGUAAACCAGAAAAUCAAUGAGAUGGAAAAAUACGCUGCUAACAUUCGCAAUGAAAUCAUCUCCCUACGGUUGUAAAGUGUUUUCUGUGCCUUCUGGCGCUGUGGGUUUGCUCUUUAUUGACUGUCUUGAUGGGGUUGUUUGAGCACCAAAGCCGAAUUGCUGAAAACUUGCAACUCGGUCCAAAUACCUGAAUUUUCUUCAUCCUCUUUCCCCAGUUUUUAAAAUAAAUAUUAUUGAUUUUCAAAUUA
Molecule: messenger RNA, 788 nt
Organism: Pogona vitticeps (central bearded dragon)
Lineage: Eukaryota; Metazoa; Chordata; Lepidosauria; Squamata; Agamidae
Source: RefSeq, a predicted model, not a curated record